AAGGAUUAUAAUUUUUUUUUUUUUUUAAAAUGGCGAUCAAAUAAUUAUGAGAUUUAUGAUAAAAUUUGCGUGCUUAAUCUUGUCUAUGGUGAGAUUUAUGAAACCAUGUGAAGAAGACGGUGUUGAGGAUGGCGAUGUCGAUUUGACGAGACCUGCUGAAACUGACCACAAUGGUCAAGGCCAAGGUGGGGAAGAUAACCAGCUGCUGCGUAGUAUACAUUUGAGAGGACCCACAGACCUUAAUUCAAUAGGUGAUAACACAGCAGCGGAACAGUCUGGAGAUUCGGCAUAUACAGCCAGUGGGGAAUCUCUUCUAUCUUGCUCAGAAUUAGGUAAAGGGGAAAUAAUGAUAACAAAGUAUAAAUAAAUAAAUAUAAAUAUAUAUAUAUAAUAUAUAUAAAAGAGCCAGGCUGACUAUAUAAUGACAAAGAAACGAAUCGAUUUAAAUACUUCAAAUAUUUUUAAAAACAAUGAUAGGGAUUUUCAAUUAUUUUACGGAAAUCGAAUCAGUUUAAAUGCGCCGAAAAUAAAAAUAUAUCCGCAUUUAUUUUAAUUUAUAUUUGAGUAUUAUUAGUAUAAAUUACAAAUAUAUUUUUAAUAAUAAUUAAUGAACUAUUUUAAGCAUUAUAUCCGAAUUUAAAAGUUACGAUAUUUUUCAAUCAAUAAAUUAUUAUAUAAGAAUUAUUUUUUUAUAAAAUCAAAAUCACAUUUAUCGGGAAAAAACCCAAACAUCUCUAGAUUUUAGCGCGUUUUAGAGUGUUGUUAAUAUUGCGAAAUGAAAUUGUCUUCGAACAAUAUCAUAUUAAUAUUACAACACAACUCAAAUAAAGAAAAAGGUAUAUACAUUUCAAAAGAGCGAAAUUUUAACUUGCAAAUACAAAAGCCCUAAGUUUCUUUGACUUAAUAACCGCUUGUGACAAAACGGAUAAUGCAUUUUCCCCAUGGGUUUGCGGGAGGGGGGCGCUGCAUAUUUUAAAAUUUUGUCCCAGGGAGCAUAGUAAAAAUUAAUUACUACAAUUGAUUGCUUUUUAAAUUUUAAUAAAACACACCAAAUUUUAGCUUUGUAUUUUAAAAAAUUAAUAAGAUUUACUUAUUUUUCGUUCCAAAAUUACCAAAUUCAUAAAGCAAUCAAAACUUAACGUCUAAAAAUACUUUAAAUAAGAAGAUAUCUAUAUAAAGACCCUAUUUUGUUACAUGUUUAAACGUUGGUACGUUUUUCAAUGUUAAAAUAUAUAACCAUAAUUGUUACAAAACUAUUCUUACUUGAUAGGUUCGUUGGCUUCGUUGUCUAGGGGUUUAUUAUAUACACUUCACAACUAUAAUUCUUAGAUAAAAUAUCUUUAUUCAUCAACUAAUUCCUCAACUGCCAUUACUGUACUCAAAGAACAACACUCCACACCCAAAUCUACAACAAUAAUACGUCAUAUCCCUUUUACACAAUACGUCACAAGAUACUAAGAAUAACAGAUAAAACAACACAAAUAAUCUCAAACCAACACGCAAUCACACUAUACACUCAAGUCCUUAACAAUAAUAUUUUAAAAUAAGGAGCUUUGUGUAUAAUAUAUAUAUAUGUAAAUAUUAAGAAUUUUUUUUACAAAUGUGUGGUAAAAGGGACAUGGGACCUUUUUUAAUUUUAUGGACGUUCAAAAAUGUAUGGUGUACGUAGGAGGCUACCAUUGAUUGAUUGGAUAUUUGAUAUUUAUAUAGCGCUGGUAUCCAUGCCACUUAAAAUGCUCACUGCGCUCAGGUUUUCUUAAAUUUAUUUAAACAGAAAAAGUUUUAAAUGGUUCUCAAAUGAUUUUUUUUUAUCAUUUUCAAUUCCCCUCAAAGAUUGAGGCAAACUGUUCCAUAAUUUUGGCGCUAGCGCUUCAAAAGAGCGCACUCCAUAAGACUUUUUUUCUGUGUUCAUCCAGAUUUGGAAUUUUCAGUGAGGACUAUGUUGAAGACUGCAGGUUCUUUAAGGAUACGUGUUUAGAAAUCAGUUCUUUAAGAUAUUCCGGUGCAGAGCCAUCUAUGCAGCUGUGCGCCAGGGACACAAUUUUGUAGUUAAUGCGCUCACACACAGGUACCCAUGCCAUGGAUGAUUUUAUUAAUUUUUUUUAUUAAAAUGGUGGGGUUGGGGGAAUUCGAUACUUUCAAUUUGCCUCAGGCAGCACAAGAUGCGCCUUAGAAUAAAGGAAUUAAUUUGAUAAAUAAUUAACCUUCUUAGGAACAUAUAUGGGGGGUAGGAAUAGGGUGUGUACAUUUUUACGUGAAUGACAAUAGCUUUACAGCCAAUGAUAUUACAGUCGUGAAAAGGAGUUGUUGGAGUCUCCUUUAAAAAUAACCAAUACAUGUUUACCAACUAAGAAAAUCAUUGACGUUGACAAAACGUCGGUACAUUUACAUAAGUAGACACAUGAAUAUCGAAACUUAAUAAUUUUACAAACGUGUUAAUUUAAUCUUAAAAAUAGGGCCAUAUUUUUUUUUCUUCAGUUUAUGGACAGUUUAUGAGCAAAGAUAUGUUAAAAUUUUCGUUUAAAAAAUGGAGAAAAUAAAAUGUUUUUACUUUGCAAAAGUUAAAGUGGGUAUAUAUUUUGGUGAGAUUAAUAACAUUUCUUUUUUUUUAAAAAGUAACCUCUAAUAUAGUAAUAGUUAUAUUUAUAAACUAGGUACAGAGCAGUCACGUGACUUUUGAAGAUUGGGCCCCCCCCCCCCCCCUAAAAUAAAAUGUUUUUUAUUUGCAAAAGUUAAAAUGGGUAUAUAUUUUGGUUAAAUUAAUAACAUUUUUUUUUUUUUAAAAAGUAACCUCUAAUAUAGUAAUAGUUAUAUUUAUAAACUAGGUACAGAGCAGUCACGUGACUUUUGAAGAUUGGGCCCCCCCCCCCCGCCGCCGCCUUUCGGUUUCGUGCCUUGCCCCCGGCAUUCAUCGUUUCUGGUUUAAUUUAUUUCAAGGCUUGCAAUGCCCACUCGGUAGACAAUGGACUAAAAUGAACUAAAAGCAACGAUACAUUUUCUUGAAUUAAAAGAUCAUCUUUUAAUUGAAGCUUUAGUUACAAUGAAUGUCAAUCUCCUUUCAUAUAUUUUAACUCCCACAUCGAGAUAAAUCCUUAAAAUAAUUCUUGAUUUAUCAAAGAUUAAUUGAAGAUAUCGUAGUAUACUUUCCUAUUAAGCAUUCACAUUUAUCCUACCGUGAAAAAAAAAUGAAGUAACAUUUAAAAAAAAAAAUAAUAAUCUGAUGGUAUCGGAAUUGACGCCGUUUAAUUAAAGUGCCUCUUAGAAUACAAAUCAUGCAUUCUAAGAGGCACUUUAAUUAAACACCGUCAAUUCUGAUACCAUCAAAUUGUUAAUUAUUUUUUUUUAAAAGAAGAACAUUUACAGAAUCUUUGCCCUCUCAUUUUAGAUAUCUUUUCGAGUCAUACAAAGGCUCCAAUAGUUAUACCCACAAUGCACCAAAACCUCAGUAGUCGAUUUAAUAGAGACAUUCCUUUGAUGAUUUCUUAGGUGCUGCUGGCUUACCUUCCACCCUGACACCUGAUGGCGAGACCAGCUUUGAACUUGGCAAAUUUGCGGACAGUAAGUUGACCGAAGCUUGAGUCAAGUUUGGGAAUGUUCAACAACGAAUGUUCAACGGCGAAAGGGGGAUAUAAGUUGAACACAAAUAAUUUUGCAUACAUAAUUUUUUUAUAAAUAAAUGUACAGAAAGCAUGCCGUAAACAUCCUACUAAUUAAUUAAAUAAAUAAUCACUUAAAGCCUACAAAGGGCUUCCGGGGGGGGAGGGGGUAGAGAUUCGAGAUAGACUUGGGUUAAGCUAAAUAUUGAGGCCAGUCAUUUUACUGACUCAUCAUCAUUCUCCUGACUCUUGUCACCACUUUGCUGACUCUUCUGGGUUGGGGGGGGGGGGGGGGUAGAGAUUCGAGAUAGACUUGGGUUAAGCUAAAUAUUGAGGCCAGUCAUUUUACUGACUCAUCAUCAUUCUCCUGACUCUUGUCACCACUUUGCUGACUCUUCUUAUCGUUAUUUUGAUGGCUCUUAUCAUCAUUUUAAGGACUCUUGCCAUCAUUUUAAUGGCUCUUAACAUCAUUUUAAUGGCUCUUAUAAUUAUUUUGAUGGCUCUUAUCAUCAUUUAAUGGCUCUUAUCAUCAUUUUAAUGACUCUUGUCAUCAUUUUACUGGCUCUUAUCAUCAUUUUAAUGGCUCUAAUCAUUAUUUUGAUGGCUCUUAUCAUUAUUUUGAUGGCUCUUAUCAUCAUUUUAAUGGCUCUUAUCAUAAUUUUAAUGGUUCUCAUCAUCAUUUACUGGCUCUUAUCAUUAUUUUAAUGGUUCUCAUCAUCAUUUUACUGGCUCUUAUCACUAUUUUAAUGGCUCUUUUCAUAAUUUUAAUGGUUCUCAUCAUCAUUUUACUGGCUCUUAUCAUUAUUUUAAUGGCUCUUAUCAUCAUGUUAAUGGCUCUUAUCAUUAUUUUAAUGGCUCUUAUCAUCAUGUUAAUGGCUCUUAUCAUUAUUUUAAUGGCUCUUAUCAUUAUUUUAAUGGCUCUUAUCAUUAUUUUAAUGGCUCUUAUCAUUAUUUUAAUGGCUCUUAUCAUUAUUUUAAUGGCUCUUAUCAUUAUUUUGAUGACUUUUUUAUCAUGUUAAUGGCUCUUGUCUUCAUUUUGCUGACUCUGGUCAUCAUUUUCAUCGCUCUAAUCAUCAUCUCACUGGCUAUUAUCAUAAUUUUAAUGACCCUUAUAAUAAUUUUACUGGCCGGACGUCUCCAAUUUUCUUGAUAAGUGUUCUCCUUCUCAAACACAGAUGAUGACAGGAACCCAGUGGCAUCCUCUCAAAACGACACACCGAAGAACAGGGAAAACAGAGGUAUGUAAACCAUGAGGAGACCAAACAACGUAGACCAAUCCCAGCUAAACAAUAUCAAAUGCACUCUAGUCGGCUGCAUUCCUUGUACAAGAAACCCCAGUACAUAUAAACGAAACACAGUCCGGUUUUGUACGCAUGUCAAAGUUUCCAUAGAUGCGAUGACACGUUCCUCAACGUCACAGACAAUAAUAAAACAAAGAAGUUUUGAUUCCCCUAAAGAGUUAACUAAGAUUUGUUUCAGAUAACAAAUGGAUGAUAUAUAGAUUAUGUGUUAAAAAUCUACGUUUAUAAAAAAAAAUAAUAGAGCAGAUAAUUAGCUCAAACCUUUUUCACACUUUUUUUUUUAAUUCUUCAUAUUAACUUCGCGUUCGUUCAUGUGUUUGGGUGUUUGUGGCCAAAAAAUUUCGGACGGCUAAUUGACCCACUUCCCGUCAUCAUAUCGAGCUGAAACUUGGCACAUAGACUCGAUGCCAAUGACAACGUGUUCUCGCAAAUUUUCAGCCCCACCCAAAACCCCCACCAAAAUCAUUUUUUUAGGUCCUGUUCUUAGAAUGGAAUAUCAAUGAAAUGUGAUUGGCUCGAUGGCGGCGUGUUUAAGUGUGGAGAUUAAUUGUGCUUUAUAUUUGUGACGUAUUUGGGUUUGCAGUUAGUAUAAAAUGUAUUUUUUUGAAGGAUAUAUGAAACGUGUUUUAGUCAGAAGCUCACCCAUUUACAUAAUUGUUCUUAAUAAAUGAUAAUCACGUACAAUUACAUAAAUGCAAAAAAAGUAUAUAAAGGAUUUGUACACAAACUUUGUUGUUGUUUUUUUUAUAGUAAUUUUGUAAUCGUAACCCAUCCAGUUCUUGUAAUAUAUACCGUUUUCUUUUAAUGAGGUAAUGAUUAUUGAUUCCUAUCCAAAUAGAUUACCAAGUCACAAAUUUUGAAACCUAACCCACUUUUUUAUUUUAGUAUGCCCCACAGUUGUCUACUAUCCAACUAUGUUUCCCUUAUCCAGCCAGUGUAUCUUAUUUUCCCAUAUUCAGCCGUCGUAUCUUACUUUCAGGACAAAGACCAGGGAGAAUGUUGUGCCCGACAUGCAGGCACGGAAGACCCCCACCAACAAGUACGGAGUUUACACCCGAGAGCGUCGUGGCGCAGUGUGGCAGAUGUCAAUCAUAUUAUGACUUAAACCAUGCCAAUGAUGCUGCCACAGCUCCAACGGACGGCAAUAGCACAGACGAACAGGCCCUUUCCUCAACUUCUGGGAUAGUGUAAAACAUAUGACGUAUUGUUUUUUUAAUCUUAAUUUUUUUUGUUUUUAAUUUUUUUUGUUUUUUGAUGAUCUAUUUUUUUAUUACUUUUUUUAUGAUGAUUUUUAAAAAAAAUAUUAUUAUAAUUUUUUUUUUCUCUUAUUUUUUAAUUAUUUUUUUGUGUUGGGGGAGUGUGGUUUAUAUGUAAAUAGAUAAUUUCAUGUUGGUGAUCGAAUGUCAAAAUAAUGUUGUCCGAAAUAAUAUGUCUAAAUAUCUGAACGUGCCUUAGGCCUUAUACUUGAAGCAUGUGUUUGUUCUGAGUGCAACCAAGCCAUGACAUAUGGUGCAAGCCAUAAAUUGAUCUACGGCUCGUUCACCGUUCAGUGCUCAUAGUAACGACCACAUCCAUAAUUUUAUUGGAGUACAGUAUUUUUUAUCAGACUCGUUUUGCUGCUCACAGUUCUAACUGUCCUUGCCCCCCCCCCCCCCCCCUCCUUAACUUUGUUUCUAGCUGAGGUAGAGUGCUUUGAUUUCUUGUUACUGCAUGGUUCAACUCAAUUGCAGGGAUUUGUAUUAACUAUCCAUGACAAUUUACAUGAAUUUGUAUUUAGUAUCGAAGACAAUUUACAGGGUUUUAUAUUAAGUAUUGUUGAAAAUUUAUAUGGAUUUGUAUAACGUGUUCAUGACAAUUUACAGGGAUUUGUAUUAAGUAUUAAUGACAAUUAACAGGUAUUUCUGUGAAGCAUUGAUGAAAUUAUUCAGCGCAAUACAUAUUUCUGAAGUCGGCUAAAUAUAAUUUUCUACAAAAUCAUCCAAUCAUCUUUUUUGUUUCGUUCGAAUUUUACAACAGUCUAAAGCAGUGUCACCCUUUCUAUGGACUGAAAUGGUGAUAAAUGGAGUUUUCUUAACUUUUCUACCUGAGGUGACAUUCAGGGCUUGUGGCACAAAAACACUUAAGUUGAGUAGUCUAUGUGUAAUUCCCAAACUACGUCUAAGAGAUAGACGUAAAUAGGAGUCGAUUAUGGGACUAUUUGAGAAAGUGGCAUCUACUGGGAUAUCUGCAGAGACAUCUACAGAGACAUCUUCAGAGACGUCUGCAGAGACAUCUACAGAGACAUCUACAGAGACAUCUAUAGAGACAUCUAUAGAGACAUCUACAGAGACUUCUAAAAAAGAUAAGGCAAGAGGAUUGGAGGUUAAAAUGAAGGAGGGAGGGGUAAUAUUUGUUUGGAUCAUGGGGGGGGGGCGGCGAUUAAGAUGUCCAUUUAAGUCUGUAUAAAAUGUGAACAGCUAGUGACAGGAGGUAGGGGAAGCUAAUAAAAGGGCGUGGCGAAAUUGUUUGGAAGAGGAACAAAAAUGGUGAAGAAUUUAAAUUAAUUCUAGGAUCUUUCCUGUAUGUGUCACGUGAUUUCACCUUUCUUUCUUUUGUACCUUUUCAACUCCCAGUGGAGUAGCAUUGGCUAUUUUAAUAACUGCAUUCCAAGACUUCCGCUCUCUUUAUAUCUUCCCUAAAUAUUUCCAGCCCUUUGAAAAGUGUUGGAUACGACGAUGAUAGCGGAUAAUUAACUUUACUGUUAUGGUGGAUGAUUUAAAUUUGAUUUUUUUUUUAAUAAAAAAAAAAUGAGUGUGUGUGUGUGUCAAUGAUUUGAUUCUGUUAGCGUCCUCGUUUUACUAAUGUAAUGUUUUCUAACUAUUUUCUGGUCUCUCUAUUCUUAUCAGUAAAGAGAAAUUAUUUGACACGGGCAGUGCAAAAAAAAAAAAAAAAUUGUGCGCUGGACACACAUUGUUAAUUUUAUAAUCCGGGUACAAGG
This is a messenger RNA of Lymnaea stagnalis (great pond snail), 7874 nucleotides long. Lineage: Eukaryota; Metazoa; Mollusca; Gastropoda; Lymnaeidae. The record is from the annotation of a GenBank genome assembly.